Coffea eugenioides is the source of this 838-nucleotide messenger RNA. RefSeq lists its product as uncharacterized. The record is from RefSeq and is a predicted model, not a curated record. The coding region runs from base 62 to 502 and encodes 146 amino acids. The transcript has 4 exons. Lineage: Eukaryota; Viridiplantae; Streptophyta; Magnoliopsida; Gentianales; Rubiaceae.
AAGGCCACCCCCGGCUAUUUUCCUGGCUCUUUUUCUUCUCCCUCUGACUUGCUGGGCUAAGAUGAUGAAUUCAACAUUUUUGAAUUCGCCUUGCAAUGCUGGACCGAUCAAGUUUGACUGUGUCGGUAUCUCAUUCACUCCAGCUGGCUUAGCGGACUGCAGUUUCUCCUGUUUAAGGCCAUCUUCAUCAGUUAGACUAAGACGUCGAAGCUAUAAAAUCAGAGCAAGUGAUGCAGAAUAUGAAACUGCUGUUGUGGCAGGAAACAUGCCCGAGGCAUCCCAGGAUGAGAGGGGAAUUAUGUGUGAACCUUGCGGGGGCAGAGGAUGGUUAGUUUGUGAUUUCUGUAAAGGACAGAAGACUAAUGUCAAAGCGGAAAAUAGGAGGAUAUAUCGGCGAUGUCCAUCUUGUAGAGCUGUUGGAUACAUCCUCUGUUCGAAAUGCAAAGUUUUCAAGUGUGUCACAUUUCCAGAUGCUAGUGAUGGUGUGGAUCUAGUUCUGUGACCCUAAAGUUCAUUCCAAUUUGCUGGUGCCAUUUGGCAUACUUUUCCAGUUAGAUUCAUUUAGAGUCAUAUUCAAGAACCACAGAUUCCACUUUAAUUCUCUUUUACCACCUCACUUCAGAAAUUUUUGGCUACCUCUAUUUCUAGUCCUUUAUAAGUGGUUUGAGGGAUUUUUGGGUGGGAUAUUAUGUAUAUUGGUAGCAAUGUCUUGUUAAAACAUAUUGCAACUAUUGUAUAGUCUUUGGGUUCUCUGCAGUUGUGCAGAUAAGCCAUGAUAGACUCCUGAUCUCCUGACUACAUUAGUUUUACAAGUAAUUAGCAUUUGGUCUUUUUGAUA